CAAUUGUUUGGGGCCAAACCCCUCUCCUCCGCUUCUAAUUGCAUUCCACUUCUCCUGAAACCCUAGAGCGCUUUAGCUUCCUACUUACUUUCAACCCCGAUGGACUUACCCGAGCCACCACCAAGUGAUCUCUCAGACACCCUCAACCACCCCACCUCGGACGACCUUACCGCCGUUAACCACUUCCGGGAGAAACCUCCGCCUGACUCCGAGUCCCUCGAACCAACCGACAAUGAACCGGUUGAACCACUUCCAGCCGAAGCUGCUCCGCCCCUCAAGAAGCGCCGCCGGAGAAAGAAGCAAUUCCCGGGCAUGAUUUCCUCGGCGGCCGCCGUCACCGGCCUGCGAGUUCUCCGUCAGCAGGUGAAGUCCAACGUUUACUGCGACGAACUGAUGAAUGAGAUUGUCAGUAUGCAGAUCAAUGAUGUUCCUUCAAUCUCCAAGAACCGCCGCCGGCGAAUCGCCGACCUCGCUAAGGAGGUUGACGUGGAGGCAUUAAUCGCAAUCUCGGUAGGGUUUCCGGUGGACUCGCUCACGGAGGAAGAGAUCGAGGCAAACGUCGUAUCGCCGAUUGGCGGCACGGAGCAGGCCAAUUACAUUGUCGUUCGGAACCACAUUCUUGCGUGGUGGCGAUCAAAUGUGAAUAUUUGGAUGACUAAAGACCACGCUCUCGAAUCCAUCCGAUCGGAACACAGAUCGCUUGUGAAUUCUGCCUAUGUUUUUUUGCUCGAGCAUGGGUACAUUAAUUUUGGGCUUGCUCCCGCCAUUAGAGAAGCGAAGAUGAGUGUGCAUUGCGGUGUGGAGAAGGUGAAUGUGAUUAUUGUUGGGGCUGGGUUGGCGGGGUUGGUGGCAGCCAGGCAAUUGGUGUCUAUGGGGUUUAAAGUUGUAGUCUUGGAAGGAAGAACAAGGCCAGGCGGGCGUGUGAAGACGAGAAAGAUGGAAGGGGACGGGGUGGUUGCUGCCGCAGACAUCGGAGGAAGUGUUCUCACCGGAAUUAAUGGCAACCCACUUGGGGUUCUAGCAAGGCAAUUGGGGUUUCCUCUUCACAAGGUAAGAGAUAUAUGCCCUCUUUAUUUACCGGAUGGAAGAGCCAUAAAUUCAGAGAUUGAUUCUAGGGUAGAGGUAUCUUUUAAUAAGUUGUUGGAUAGAGUGUGUAAGCUUAGGCAGUCUAUGAUGGAGGAAGUCAAAUCCGUAGAUGUCUCGUUAGGGACUGCACUUGAAGCAUUUAGGCGUGUGUAUAAGGUGGCAGAGGAUUUACAAGAGCAGAUGCUAUUGAAUUGGCAUCUCGCAAAUUUAGAAUAUGCGAAUGCAUCAUUAAUGUCUGAAUUAUCAAUGGCAUUUUGGGAUCAAGAUGACCCAUAUGAGAUGGGUGGUGAUCACUGUUUCAUUCCUGGAGGGAAUGAGAGGUUUGUUCGGGCACUGGCAGAGGAAUUGCCCAUUUUUUAUGAUCACACUGUGGAAAGUAUAAGAUAUGGAGUUGAUGGGGUUUUGGUGUAUGCAGGCAGCCAGGAGUUCCAUGGGGACAUUGUGCUUUGUACUGUACCUUUAGGUGUUCUGAAGAGAGGCUCGAUUGAGUUUGUCCCAGAGCUUCCACAACGGAAGAAAGAUGCAAUUCAGAGAAUAGGGUUUGGGUUGCUAAAUAAGGUUGCUAUGUUGUUUCCAUAUGAUUUCUGGGGUGGUGAGAUUGAUACCUUUGGUCACUUGACAGAAGACCCAAGCAUGAGAGGGGAGUUCUUUCUGUUUUAUAGCUAUUCUUCUGUAUCAGGAGGUCCACUUCUUGUUGCUCUUGUUGCAGGAGAAGCUGCAAAUAAAUUUGAGAUGAUGUCUCCAGUUGAAGCUGUAAGAAGGGUUUUGGAUAUAUUGAGUGGGAUUUUCAAUCCAAAAGGGAUUAGUAUUCCAGAGCCAAUACAGGUUGUAUGUACUCGCUGGGGAAAAGAUCGUUUCACAUAUGGGUCAUAUUCUUAUGUUGCAAUUGGGUCUUCCGGAGAUGAUUAUGAUAUUCUUGGAGAGAGUAUUGGAGGGGGAAGAGUUUUCUUUGCUGGAGAGGCAACCAACAAACAGUAUCCAGCAACAAUGCAUGGAGCUUUUCUCAGUGGGAUGAGAGAGGCUGCUAACAUACUAAGAGUGGCCAAAAGACGUUCACUGAUUCCAUAUGAUAAAUUAGAUAAUAAUAUAGACGAGAAAGAUGAUCUAAAAGAACUAUUUGAUACUCCUGACCUGGUUUUCGGGAGCUUCUCUGUUUUGUUUGAUCCAAGGUCAAAUGAAGUUGAAUCUCAUUCCUUGUUAAGAGUGGAAAGGUCAAAUUGUAUUGAAUCUCAUUCUUUGUUAAGAGUGGAAUUCAAAGGGCAGAAAUUGGACUCAGGUUUCACACAUCUUUAUUGUUUGCUUCCUAGGAAGCAGGUCAUUGAACUCUGUGAGGUAGAUGGAGAUCAGAAUAGAAUGAGAAUGUUGGAUCAGAAGUUUCAAGUGAGGUUGGUUGGAAGGAAAGGUUUAAGUAGUGCUGGUGAAUCUCUUGUCUCCUGCAUUAAAUCAGCUAGAUGUAACCUAAAUGGAGGAACUGAGGAUGAUGCUGGUCAUCUAAACGAGAACUCUAACUCCAUGGAGUAGGUGAAAGUGCACGGCAUACUGGGAAGGCAAACUUAUUGGGAACCAAAGGUGCUUUCUAUUGUACAGUAUAUUCUCACGACCUAUUCAAUUCCCAGAUAUAAAAUUUGGCACCUAAUUGAUUCUGAACUGCAAGAUUUUCUGUAGCAACUCAUGUCAUUUAUUUGCCCACUCACAUUGUUGUACAUUAAUCAUAAUGAUAGAGUGGCUUUCUCAA
Molecule: messenger RNA, 2821 nt
Organism: Malania oleifera
Lineage: Eukaryota; Viridiplantae; Streptophyta; Magnoliopsida; Santalales; Ximeniaceae
Product: lysine-specific histone demethylase 1 homolog 1
Exons: 1
Coding region: 100-2607 (835 amino acids)
Cellular component (GO): nucleus
Molecular function (GO): protein binding; oxidoreductase activity
Source: RefSeq, a predicted model, not a curated record